AGAAGAAUGAGGUUGAAAUAAAGUUGUCGGAGUUUGUAAAUAACGAGGGGAAACCGCAAAGUGGGUUUUGGCCACACAUAAGCUCGAUCCAUAACACAAAAUUCCAUCCUCGUAUAGAUAACCAAUCAUAUCGACGUUGAUAUUUCGGGAAGAUGAAAAAGAUAUUUCUGGGAAAGCAAUUAUGCAAAACAAUAGGAGCUGUUAUCUCCAAUGCGGGCACGUCUUAUACUGCACUGCAAUCGCUGAGGCGCAUGUGAGUCCAUCCUUCGAAGAAGAAAACAAAAAGCGGCGGGCCUAACCUGAACCAAUUAACCCGAAGCCCGAUUUUGUCAACGAAUACUCGAGUAGUUUAGACUAAUCACUAACGCCGCUCUACCUGAAUCAAAUGAAGUACGCCCUUCAACUGUGCAACGCUGACGCUGAUCUUGACAUGGGGGCCCGAAACUACUGGGAUAUCUAUCCAGAUGAAAAACAAAUACUUUACUUUAUUUGGGUGGGGUACCUAAUCACCCUUCACUUCGCGCUUUGAGCCUCAACGAACAGAGUCCGGUACUAUUCCAAAGCUCCUCAAACUCCCACAGAUGCCGCGAGUGAUCGAAUGAAGCCACGUAGGCCAUUGCUUCGUCCGUAUCUUUGAUUUAAGUUCCAAGAGGAAAUUAAGAUGUCCGAUCCUCUCUCCGUCAUAGCGAGCAGUAUUGCAAUUUUUGACGCUCUGAAGGAGUUCAAACGAUACGCAGACGAUGUCAUCAACGCCGGAGAAGAAAGAGAGGAAUUUCGCUGUCGAUUAGAUCGCGUAGAAAUAGUAUCGAAAGCCCUCAAUGAAUUAGCAUCGGGCUCAGAUCAUCCUGCCGAAGCCUGGUUGAGAGAAUGUCUCAAGGAUCCAACGUCCUCACUUGUCGGCUUAGUGAAGACGAUGCGUGUGGUGUCUGAAAUUUUGAAAGCGAAAGGCCAAAAGAGAAACGUGAAAAAAGGACCGAAAUUCAUGCGAGUGAUCAAGAAUUUCCGGAAGCAAGAUGUGAAAUGGCACUCAGAAAAGAACGAUUUGGAGAAAUAUUUCGAUGUUAUUAAUACAUAUUGUCAAAGCAUAAACACAUUCUUGAAUAUUGUCGAGAUCAAAUAUGCGAGAGAGACGGAUAAAAAUACGAAAAAGCUGCUACACGAUUCUGAAACAAAGAGAGGAGAAGAAGAGCGGAGGGAAAUCGAAAAGUGGUAAGUAGCACAGUCUUGUCUGGAAAACCCAACCUCGGGCUUGGUGAAUCCAUGUACCAAUCAUUGGGACUCCUACUCCACAAAGAUUAAGAUACUAAUUUUGAAAACAUACAGGCUAUCUCCUCUGGAUUUCCUCGCCCGUCAAAGCGAGAACCACAAAUACGCUGCUCCGAAGACGGGACAGUGGUUUCUAGACCUUCCGCAAUUCCAGGCAUGGAAAGAUGGUCUCAUAAAUACCCUGCCUUGUUAUGGCGAAAUGGGAACCGGAAAGGUAAGCUGAUGAAUAUUCUCUUUGGGGUACAGAUGUAAGAUAUCAUAACUUUAGGUUUCCUAGAGCAAUGAACCAAUUGUUCUAGGGUACCUAAGAUAAUGAAUUGUUGCGAAGGCCAACAGUUAUGAGCUGAGACCAUAGUAUAUGUGAGUCGAUUGUUCAAAGGCUUUUGGCACAGCAAUGUCCUUCUACUUGGGUGUAGCAUCAGUAGCACAUUCAUUGUUCACCUUCUGACUAAGCCAUAGACCGUUCUUUCGUCGAUUGUGGUUGACUAUUUGAAGUCACAAAACCGACUCACGCCGGUACUCGUCAUAUAUCUUGACAAGACUCCUGUUGAUUCUCACAAUCGACAUAACUUGAUAGGGAGUUUGAUAAAACAAAUUAUCCAGUUCAAGGGGGCAAGCUGCAAUUCGACGCCUGUAUACGAUGCAUGGCAGAGAUCGAAAAAGAAUGGCGGUUUCUCGACUAUGAACCAGCUAAAAGAAAUAUUCAAUGUAGACCCCCUCCUGAUCAUUUGUCGCUAUGAUACUGAUAAAACUUACACAGGACGAACUGCACCCAUUCAAGCAUGUACACAUUGUUGUAGAUUCGCUGGAUGCAGCUGUUGUAGACACAAGAACCUUCAUAAAACACGGACUUCGACAGAUGUCUUCAAAGAUCAGACUCCUAACAACAACACGAGGCGACGAAGAUCAAAAGCCAAGACCUAUAGAUUGCGACAUAUGUGGGGAUGAAGACCUGGAGUUCUUCUUCGCGUGCCAGGGCUGUGGUCAGGACGAACAGCGUUUUGACAUAUGCGCUAGUUGUGAAGGCAAAGGGGAACUUUGCAGCAACGAUCCGCAACACCUAUUUUCACCACCAGAUACACUUCAAGUCACCAUACGUGCUCCAGAGGAUGAUCUGGCGUCUUAUGUGACUUCAAAGCUCAAAGAACAAAUGCCACCUGAGGAUGGAAUUGACCGAGAUAUGACUUCUGUUCAUAGUGUUUCGACUCCUCUAGGACAGGCAUGUACGAAAGACAAAACUCUUUUGGGCUCAAUUACAAGCUCAAUCGUCCAAAGCUCCAACGGAAAGUUUCUACUUGCCAAAUUAUAUAUCAAUUCGUUAUCAGAACUAUGGAUACCGAAUGAUAUUCGAAGCGCAGCUGAGAACCUGAGCUGUGAUCGAUACGGUCUUUCAGACACCAUAAAUAAUUUAUACGAUGUUGACCUUUCUGAAAGAAUCUCUCAACUUAGCUCAGCCAAACAGGAAUUCACGAAAAGGAUCUUGUCGAUUGUGUACUACGCAAAGAGAGACUUGCGAUUCAAAGAAUUGCAACAGGCACUUGCCGUUAGAGAGGGACAAAUGGAUUAUAAUGUGGGCAACGAAGCACGAAGAAAUGAUAUUCUGAAUAUGACAAAGGGGUUCAUAACAAUCGGCCGAGAUUGUGGAGAAAUUGUGAGAUUUGAUGACCGUACUUUAUCUGAGUAUUUCGACCAGUCCCGGGGAAAAUGGUUUCCGGAUGGAGAAUCUACAAUCGCCCGCAUUUGUCUGACCUAUCUCAACUUUGUAGGCCUCUCUAGCACUUGUGAACCAAACGAGUUUCCCGGAAGAGAGAACAAAUACAUUUUUCUUUCGUACGCUGUCAAUAACUGGGGCGACCACGUGCGAGAAUCUGGAGAUAAACAUGUGGCUGCAGCAGCAACGAAAUUUCUUCAGGAUGAUUCAAGGAGAGAAGCGUACAUACAAGCCGCUUGGGAGACGAAGACACAACAACACCAAAAAUGGGACAUCAGAAGAAACAUACAUGCUCUCCACAUUUGCGCAUGGUUUAAUCUUUCGGCACUGAUUCCGGCCCUUUUCGCCAUACUCAAUGUUGAUGUGCGUGAACCAACAUUUAAUCAAAGCGCGCUGAUGUAUGCCUGUAGACGGGGAAAUCUUGAAGUUGCUAGCUCGCUUCUAUCUUUAGGGGCGUCAAUCAACAUGAAAUCUUCUCGUGGACGCUCUGCCUUGCAUGAAGCUAUCAUUCACAAACACAGUCAUGUGGUAGACCUUCUGUUGGAUACUAAACUUCUUGGUCAAAACAUAGAUGUCAACUCGACUUACACAAGGGAUAAUAACCGAACACCGCUCAUGAUGGCUGUACGUGGUGGAAAGGAUUCGGAGCAGAUGGCUCACGCUUUGCUAAAACACCAUGAUAUUGAGAUCAAUCUUAUGGACCAAGAUGGAUACACUGCGUUGUCUCUUGCGACAUGGGAGAAUUCUCAAAAUCUCUUCGAAGCCAUUCUGAGAUGUAGAGAUGUGGAUGUGAAUACCGUAGAGAGAGUCGGUGGCCGAUCAACAUUAGCAUUAGCAGUCGAACAAGGAAAAGAGCGUAUGGUGACAUGUCUGUUGGCUCAUUGUGCGGCUGUAGAUCUGCGAGAUAACAGAGGAGGGACUGCUGCUUUGAGAGCGGUCGAGCGAGGUCAUGCUGCAGUUCUCGAAAUUCUUAUUAAGCAUCGUACGGAUCUUCUCAUUGAAGAUGAGGAGGGAUGCACAUUAAUACAUCGAGCCGCCGAGAAACGUCAGAUUGCUAUGAUCAGAAAAUUGGAAAGUCAUGGUGUGAAUAUCGACUCUCGAGACAAGUACGGCAUGACACCUCUUCAUCGAGCUUGCGAAUUCUCUCAAUUCGACGCCGCUGACACUCUGAUACAACUUGGAGCGGAUUCAUCUAUUAAUGAUUCUGCCCAACGAACGCCAUUUACUGCGGCAUGGCAAUAUGGAAAUACGGAUCUCAUGGACCUCUGCUGCCAAAAGGGUACCAACCGCGUUGUGGAUGAAGCGCAGAGUACUAGAUUAGAAGAACUGCCUAUCUGGUCUCUGGCUUCUUUGAACGAUCUUGGUCGUCUUGCCUCAGCUGUAAAAACGAGAGAACAUGACUUUCUACUCAAACAAGUAGGAACAGAGAGAACAGCAUUUCAUUGUGCUAUCUUGAAUAACGACGACGAAGAAGCGUAUCUGGUCUUAGAACUUCUUCUCGAGUCGCCCGCGAAACACUUCUUGAACGAACCAGAUAGAAACAAAUCAACACCACUCCAUCUCGCAGCCGAACAACAAUACCUAGAUUGCACGAGACUUCUUUUGCAACAAAAGCCCAAAAUCAAUGAAAAAGAUCGAUUCGGCCGCACUCCACUCUUUCAAGCGUUCGUGAAUGGCCAUCUAAACAUCGCUGUCGCACUAGUCGAAGCGGGCGCAGAGAUAGAGUUGGGUUCAAGAAUUGACAAAGAACAACUAUUAUUCUCCGCCAUCGAAUUAGAGAAUACGAAAGCAGUCGAAAAUCUCAUGAAAGCUGGGGCCGAUCAUAUAUCACCCGAUGAAUAUGGGCGUACUCCAAAAUCUCUGGCUAGGAAGCUUGACAAUGACGCGAUCCUGAAGGUGAUGGAUCCUUACAAGAGUGGAUUUGGACAGGUAAUGGCACCCAGGAAGGCCAGUACUGGUGUGAAAACCCUCACGACAGAGUUGAGAUCUUUGAGUGAAGAAUUGCCGGAUAUGCCUUCCCUACCGGUAGACUUGAAGAACAUUCCGUUUAGGCCCUUCAAGUCGCCUCAGUUGGGGGUAUUUCCGUGGGCUGUUGAGGAGAGGAAUGAAGCUGGAGGCGAUGACGGUGCACGAGUUUUGAUAUGUGCAUAACGUAAAUUAUUUCAGUCGGAACAAGAUUAAAACCCAUU
Messenger RNA from Hymenoscyphus albidus, 5166 nucleotides. Lineage: Eukaryota; Fungi; Ascomycota; Leotiomycetes; Helotiales; Helotiaceae. The record is from the annotation of a GenBank genome assembly.